AAAAGUUAAAAAACCAGUCUUCUCACUCUAGAAAAUGGCGACUCAGAUAUCCAGUCGUGCAGAUGACUAAAAUCAAAGAUUAAGAGAGGAAAAAUCAACCGAAAAAAAGGAGGCAAAUACGUAGAAGAAAGACGGGAGCUUUUAGUAGGGGAGAAGAAAAAACCUUGUCUCCACGUUGCCUCUCAUGCUGGUUGGACUUCACGCUUGACUAGACGGGCAAGUGCCAAUCUGCCUUAACCAUCUAACCCCCAUAAACUUGAGACGCAACAAGUUUUUUUUUUUUUUUUUUUCGCUUUUGAAUUGAUGGCCAAGAGGGGCGAAAGAGUUGCAUUCAAUUGCAUCGUAGUAGAUCGUGGCACCCCUUUAUGCGUUUUUGCUUCCCUUAGCAGUACCAAAAAAUGUGACCCAUUGAAUGAAAUAUCUGACAGCUUCCAGCGGAUUAAAGAUUGACGGAACAAUGGGGCUCUACACCAAGGACAUAGAACACGAAUUCAAACAGGUUGAAUAACUCCAGAGGAGGAGGAGGAGGGUGGAUGGAUGGAUGGUUACCAAUCGAUUAAGAAGGGUAACCCCCCUCCCUUUCCCUUUUUAUCGUAAGAAAUGUAGAAGUUUCUUUUUUUUCUUCCUCCCAGAUUCAGAUUUUUUUUUUGUACACAAAAACUUGUUAUUUGUAUAGGAUCUGAUAAUGUCCCUUUCAUUCCUUAUGUUCCCCUCCAACGUUCUUCUCCUCCUUCAUGCCAAAGGAUUAAAAAAGACGUGAAUCGAUCAGACCGGCACGGAGGGGCGGGCCUGAAUUCCGAUCGUUUUUCUUUCUAGCGCGCGUUCCGCGUUCGGAGACACGCACGAUGCGCGCGCGAUUGACGUAGUAAGUAAACCCCCCUAAAAAAAAAAUAAUAAUAAAAUAAAAUAAAAAAGGAGAGAAGCCGAAAAAUCUGGAAAGUUUAUUUUCCAUUUGAUUUUUCUGCUUCGACACCCUUCAUCCGUCCCCAUCUUUGUCGUGAGAGUCUCCACCCUUUUUUUCAACCCCUUGGUAAAUAAGAUAUCCUCCUCCUCUUGGCUUCGUUUUUCCCUCCGUCGUUCUUUUCUUCCAUCCGAUUCGAUUCGGAUGUGAAAACAGUCCCCCCCCCUUCGUCCAUCGGAAUGGAGUUUGAAAAAAAGGGGGGAGAAAAUAUCUAUAAAGUUGCAACACCGCCUUCAAAGAUUUAUUAUUGUGUGGUGCAUGCGGCCCGAGCCCUUUUUUCUUUUCUUUCCCUCAGCUUUAUUACCGGUCCGAGAUGAUAUGACCACCGCGCGCUGGCUGCUGUUGCUACUUUGGAUGUUGAUGCCGAACAACCGUCGAGCGCGGCGGCGGCGGCGGCGACCACUUGUGUGGUCAACAUUCUUCACGGUCCGGUGCGUUUGCUUUUUCCCUUCACAAAACGAAAUCUUAAUGGUCCGUCGUACAACCGGCUACUGAUUAACGGUCGAUAUGUCAGAUUUUUUUUCUCCGAAUAAAAAGGAACGUGGAAUUGGUUACACUCAAAUUGGCUUUCUGAGGGAGAUCAAACGGCCAGAUGGAAUACCCCCAUGUCUCAUUAUUAUUUCCAAAUGCCGUCGAUAUCCAACCGUCUUGACAUUUUAAAAACAACCUAGAAGAGUCGUCAAUCCACCGAUCGUGAUAAACUGUCGAGAGCGCUCCUUUUUUAUUAUUGACGAGGAAGAAAACAAAUUCCCGCUUUAAUGAAUCAUUUCGCCGCAUCAUCCAUCCUUCGUCUUUUUUUGUGUGUGGGCUUGCUUUUUUGGUCCCGAAAGUGCUCUGCACGGCACACACACACACACACAAAAGCGAAUUGUGUCGGGUUCUCCUUUCAGGCGAUGGCGUGUGCCGGGCGCACGGUCCCGGUGAUCACCACCGAAACGGCUUGGCGUUGUUCAUCAUAGGCUUCCAAGAGAACAAAUAGAUCGAACGUGAGGAUAACGUUUUCUUUUUUCGUUCGUAACAUUUAAAAAAUGUUAAGUUUUCUUUUUUUUUUAAAGUUUUCUUCUUCUUUUGAUUGUUUGAUACUGGAGAAUCUUUACUGCCAAGUUGUGGCUUGUUGGAAGACCCCGGCUGAGAGUAACAAGAAGAAAUCCAUAGGCAAAGGCAAGAAAUCGUUGGGUUCGACUCGUUGGUUGAGGAAGACGUGGAAACGUGACCCUCAGCCCUUGGGAGCGGCUUAUACUCUUACAGACAGUGCACACGCCACUGUAAUCUCCCGCUUUCCUUAUUUUCCUUUCUCGACACGAAAAAUCGACUACUAUUCCUCUAUGAAGAUAUCAAAACCCAGAGGGAAGAAAACGCCCGUCUCCCGGUGCGUGUGAUCUGUAACAAUACGCAUUGGCCGAAAUCGCAAUCGGCUGCCAUCCGCGCAACAUUCGGCAUUUCGAAAAGAGAGAGAGAAAAAAAACAAACGCAACAGGUGUCUCGAGUUUAUCUUCAUUGAGGCGUGCGUUGGUGAUGAUAACCCCGUCCGCCGCCGCCGAAAGAAAACAAAACGGGCCGAAUAACAACCAAUGUGACGGGAAAAACAGGAAGGAGAGAUUCAAAACAAAUGUGAAACGAGAUUGUAGGGCGUUGUCCGCCCUUUUUUUCUUUCUCGUCUGCGGAGAUUUGUAACACGUAAUUCAAAUUCUGUCGGGUUGGGUUCAUGGGCAGUCAACCGUUCUCUUCAAUUUCAUUUGGUGAACUCAUCUAAUUCAAGUAUUCCAAUUUUUCUAACGUGCUUGUCUACCGUCUUUUUCUUCUCGUUCGUAAAUUAUUACUCCUCGAUUCGACGGAUUUGUUUAUUUACUGGAUUUUGUUUCCCAAAUUCAAACUGAAACGGAGUUUAACCAGUGGCGGAUAGAGUGGUGAGGAAGAGAGAGAAAAAAAGAAGCCACGCGACGUAUCCACGCGCCUUUCGUCAUUGGCUCUCCCGGAGAGUCACGUGAUCCUUGUCCAGGGGAAAGAAGGCUCUACUAAUCUUUCUCGGCUCUUUCUCGUUUUACACAAGAAAGAGGAAGAUGAAGGACCUGCCUCUUACUCUCUCCCGAGGGAAGAUUUUAUUUUUUGAAAGGGCUCGUUUUUACUUGAUUAAGUCGCCCCAGUCGUCUCGGACUCGUUGUCGAGAGUGGUCGCGUGUUGUCGUACAUCGUCUGUGAAUAUAACAAGCCCAUAAGAAGAAGAAGAAGAAGAAGAAGAAGAAGAAACAAAAACAACAAACGCCAUGACAGCCAAAAGCGACAAGAAUCUCAAAAGCAGUCGCAGUGAUAAGCGCCGGACCAACAAGCCGUUGAUGGAAAAGCGACGUCGAGCGCGAAUCAAUCACAGCCUGUCGGUUCUCAAGAGCCUGAUCAUCAAGGACGAAGCCAACAGUUCGAAUCCAGCUUCGCAGUCGUCUCGACUCGAGAAGGCGGACAUUCUCGAGCUGACAGUUAUGCAUUUGCGGACGUUGGAAAAAGAGAAAGAGGAACAUUUACAGCAGCAAAAAGAGCAGUCCGAACUCACCGGAAAGGAAAGCAACAAGAUCGACAAUGACGUCAAAUCGUAUCGACUCGGUUAUCAAGCCUGUUGCCAUGACAUUGGUCGUUUUUUGGACGGACCGGUCUCUGAUUUAACCAAAGAACGCUUGAUGGAACAUCUCCAGGAGAGGAAGCAAAAGAUCUUUCAGCCCAACAAUAACGGCGAUCCGGCGGAUGCAAAUCUCAUCACCCCGACACGUUUGUCCGAUGGCCGCCUGGCUCUCAUUUUCUCGUCGUCCUGCUCGUGGCUUUCAGGCGGAAUGGAUUUACAGUCACCUUCUUCUUCCUCUUCUUCUUCUUCCUCGCCAUCGUCGUCAUUCCAGUCAAAUCCUGUCCCGGCCACACCACCUUCUUCUCCGGAUCAACAAGUUAUGCUUCAACCGUCGACAAACUCGGUCGGCAGUGUCUGGCGGCCUUGGUUCUAAAGUGCAAAAGUAUGCCAUGCCAUUACGGUUAUUCGAGUGUUCCUUUCUUUCUCUCUAUUUUACACAAAUCUUUUUUGUACAUACACAUGCUGAUGAAUCCAUUGAACUGUGUUCCGAGCGGAUUAAACGCUGAUAUCUCUG
Molecule: messenger RNA, 4085 nt
Organism: Daphnia pulex (common water flea)
Lineage: Eukaryota; Metazoa; Arthropoda; Branchiopoda; Diplostraca; Daphniidae
Product: transcription factor HES-4-B-like
Exons: 3
Coding region: 3225-3944 (239 amino acids)
Biological process (GO): regulation of neurogenesis; anterior/posterior pattern specification; regulation of transcription by RNA polymerase II
Cellular component (GO): nucleus
Molecular function (GO): RNA polymerase II cis-regulatory region sequence-specific DNA binding; DNA-binding transcription factor activity, RNA polymerase II-specific; protein dimerization activity
Source: RefSeq, a predicted model, not a curated record